Leptonychotes weddellii (Weddell seal) is the source of this 2614-nucleotide messenger RNA. It is a transcript of the gene CSKMT, whose product is annotated as citrate synthase lysine methyltransferase. The record is from RefSeq and is a predicted model, not a curated record. NCBI's taxonomy places the organism in Eukaryota, Metazoa, Chordata, Mammalia, Carnivora, Phocidae.
CACCGCGCACGGAAAGCAGAGGGGAUACUUGCGGUGAAGCUCGGCAGGAAGGAGAAAGGGGACUCGGUGGGGAGGAGCAAAGCGAAGAGGGUCUGGCACUCACGCCCGCUUCUUCAGGUGGUGCCGCGUGAUCAGCCCUUCGUCUAUCACAGCCCCGAUCACCCGGCGCUUCAGUCGCCUCUCCCGGCUCAACACCCGCCGUCGCUUGAACAGCUUCUUCUUCAGCUCCUAAGGGGGAGGAAGAUGCUAAUCAGACGGAAGCCGCGACCCGGGACCCCGCACCCGGCGACUCCAGCCCAUAGAUUCCCAUCUCUGGCGAGAUUAGAGGGCUCCAGGACGCAUGGGGAAACAAAGUCGGGGCGCCCACACAGUCACCGUUCGCGGCCGGUUGAUCUUUCCGCCGGGAGCGCCCAUGUUGGCUCCACCACCGCGUCUUGGCUCUGCGCAGCGUCAGUGCCGGCCCCGCCCCUCAGCCUUCGCGAGCCAAUCGCAGCUCGGGGGCGGGUCCUGAGGGCUAUAUAAAGGCGCUCGGCGGCGUUACGUGUCUUUCGCGGGACGGCGUUCGGGGAGGUCCUUGGGACCGUCCCUGGAGCCGGAGCUGUCGUGUCCCCUCCUCUUUCACUGCCCGUUGCAAACAAUAAAGGCCGUUCCUACCCUAGUAGCUUUUCUCUUGGACCUCAGGCUCCUGCGGGAGUGCGGGCGACAUUUCGCAGAAGGUUCUCUGGCCGACCUUGCCGGGAUUUCCAGAUGGCCGCGCUGCGCCGAACCCUCCACGUGGCGACCCUGGCGGCUGGGGCGCGCCGCGCUUUGGCGGGGUACAUAGCACCGUUUCUGCAGCAUUUUGAUGGAACUUGGGCGCUGGGUGACACACGUACUCCACUCGUGUCCACAGGCUCCCUGGCUGGUAGCUGCCUGGCCGACCGUCGCCUCUGGGAUAAGCUCCAUGCCGAUGCCCGUAGGGGCAGCGUCCCCACGUUCGACUGGUUCUUUGGGUAUGAGGAAGCUCAGGGGUUGCUACUUCCGCUGCUGCAGGAGGCAGGGGCUGCCUGCCCACCGAGGGUGUUGGACGUGGGCUGUGGGACCUCCAGCCUGUGUACAGGCCUCUACACCAAGUGCCCACAUCCCGUGGAUGUGCUAGGGGUGGACUUCUCUCCUGUGGCUGUUGCCCACAUGAAGAGUCUCCUGGAAGGUGGUCAAGGUCAAACACCCCUCUGUCCUGGGCAUCCUGCUUCCCGACUCCACUUCAUAAAGGCUGAUGCCCAGAACCUGGAGCCAGUGGCUUCCUCAGGCUCCUUCCAGCUAGUGCUGGAUAAGGGCACCUGGGAUGCUAUUUCCCGAGGUGGUCUGCCCAGGGCUUACCAGCUUCUGUCAGAGUGCCUCAGGGUCCUAAGCCCCCAGGGGACCCUGAUUCAGUUCUCAGAUGAGGACCCUGAUGUGCGGCUGCCCUGCCUGGAGCAAGGGUCCCCAGGCUGGACUGUGACUGUGCAGGAGUUAGGCCCUUUCGGGGGCAUCACCUACUUUGCUUACUUGGUUCAAGGCUCUCAUUAAAGACUUCAGUCCUGACCCGAAUUUUCCUGUUGGGUAGCUUUUCAACUUUGUAAGAUGGCUGGGAAGCAAGGAUUUUGAGGCCUGGCCUCCACAUUUAUUAGCUGGGAGCAUAGAGUAUUGAAUGUUUCUGUGCCCCAGUUCAUGCUCUGGCAGCAAGGAGGAAUAAUACCCGGAGUUAGGGGAUUACAUAUGAUGAUAGGUGAAACGUGGAGCAUUUAGCAAUGCCAGGCACAAGACGGAGUGCUGAGUAGAGAAGGUGCAGUGGCUCAUUCCCCAGCCCCAACGAACUGGAACUCCUAAAAACACAGGAGUUCUGUGGGGUUUUUUGUUUGUUUGUUUGAGGAGUUUAGGGAUUUGUCUGUUUGUUUUUAGAUUUAUUUAUUCUAGAGUGAGCGAGCAGGGGGAGGGGCAGAGGCAGAGGGAGAAUCCCAAGCAAUUUCCAUGCGCAGUGCGGAGCCCAAAUCAGGGCUCCUCCCUGAGAUCAUGGCCUGAGCCAAAACCAAGAGUUGGGUGCUUAACCGACUGAGCCACCCAGGUGCCCCUGUUGGAGGAGUUUUUUAAUGGAGGGGUUCUUAAUCCAAAUUCCAGUACUGACUGACUUGUGUGAGCCAGUGGCCUCACCCCUAAGCCUCUUGUCCUCACCUGUAAAAGGAGAAGACUGAAAGAACCGAUAGAAGGGCCUCAUAACAAACCACUGAAAUGUGAAGGGAGACAGAACAAUACUUACCCUCAAAGCUCCUGGGAGGCAGGAGAUGUGAAUAUUCCACAAAGCAGCUUCUACAAACACGGGAGCUGGCUGCUGGGUUCCAGAGAGAACAGGGGUUGGAGGCUUCCUGAUACUCUGUAUCCUCAGGAAUCCAGGAGACCUCUUGUUCUCCCUGUUCCUGCCCCCAGCUGAAUUCUGGGUUAAAGGUUCUUAAGGGAGAUCUGGGGUCCAGUGGGCUCCAAGUCCAGCCUGGGGGAGAGAGGAGUUGAAGAGCCCAUUAAGAAUGAAAAGUAUUCCUGGGGCGCCUGGGUGGCUCAGUUGGUUGAGCAGCUGCCUUCGGCUCAGGUCAUGAUCCUGGAG